Coregonus sp. 'balchen' is the source of this 17795-nucleotide messenger RNA. The record is from the annotation of a GenBank genome assembly. Lineage: Eukaryota; Metazoa; Chordata; Actinopteri; Salmoniformes; Salmonidae.
AUGGAGAUCUGGACGGACAAGGACCAGAUUCCAAUCAGUGUGAAGCCGCUGGACAUGCUGAAAGAUUUCUCUAAGUACCGGGCGCAGAGCAUCAAGCAGCACGCUGACGCUGUGCACCUCUUCUCGUAAGUGCUCUCUCCUCUCUGUUCCUCAGGGCCACCCCAUACUGUCUGCCCGUCUUUGUGUCUGUCUGUCUGUCUGUCUGUCUGUCUGUCUGUCUGUCUGUCUGUCUGUCUGUCUGUCUGUCUGUCUGUCUGUCUGUUUCCCUGUCUGUCUGCCUGUAUGUGUGUCUGUCUGUCUGUCUGUCUGCCUGUAUGUGUGUCUGUCUGUCUGUCUGCCUGUGUGUGUGUCUGUCUGUCUGUCUGUCGGCCUGUUUGUCUGAUAGUUACUCUGUGUCUCUUCGAUGCACAGCAAUGUGACCUUCCACUACAGCCGAAGCAGUGCAGCAUACUUCGGAGGCAUGUGCUCUGUGAGCCGUGGAGUAGGGGUCAACGAGGUGAGAUGUGCUGACUAAUGUCCAGGAUCAUACUGUUUUAUUAUGGCAGAGCAGACGAGUAACUGCUAAUGUUUUGUACCUGCAGAAUGGCAACACGUGGACCAUGGCUUCGUCACUCUCCCAGAGCUUGGCCCAGAACCUUGGCAUCCAGUGGGAUCCAGUCGCCAAGAGAAGUACAGAGACCGCCUCACAGAUUUAAAAAGCAGUCCUUUUUAGAAAUAUCUAAUUUUACAAUCUAUGUUUUUAAAUUUAGAAUAAUCUAUUUCUUUGAUGGAAACGUGUUGUUCUCUCUCACAGAGGAAUGUGGCUGCUCUGACUCCUGGGUGGGCUGCAUCAUGGAGGAUAAUGGGUAAUGGGCAACCACACUACUGUUAUUCUCACUCUCUCUGUUUCUGUCUCUAUGUCUCUCUCUCCCUGUUACAUGUCAUCCCCUCACACACACAUACACACAGACUGAUAUAUAUAGAGAGAGAGUGAGAGAGAGAGUGAGAGAGAGUGAGAGAGAGCGUGAGAGAGUGAGAGAGAGUGAGAGAGAGCGUGAGAGAGAGAAAGAGAAAGAGAGAGAGAGAGAGGAGAGAGAAUAUAACACUAUGAAGCAGAUGUUAUUAUUAGAGGUCCUAUUAGGAGAGAGAAUAGAUUAUUUCUACGGAUUUCUGUUGAGGGAAAUGUGUAUUGAUGAGCUGCUAACCACCUAGCACCCCAGACCCUCUCUAUGAGCUGCUAACCACCUAGUACCCCAGACUCUCUCUAUGAGCUGCUAACCACCUAGCACCCCAGACCCUCUCUAUGAGCUGCUAACCACCUAGCACCCCAGACCCUCUCUAUGAGCUGCUAACCACCUAGCACCCCAGACCCUCUCUAUGAGCUGCUAACCACCUAGUACCUCAUACCCUCUCUAUGAGCUGCUAACCACCUAGCACCCCAGACUCUCUCGAUGAGCUGCUAACCACCUAGCACCCCAGACCCUCUCUAUGAGCUGCUAACCACCUAGCACCCCAGCCUCUCUCUAUGAGCUGCUAACCACCUAGUACCCCAGACCCUCUCUAUGAGCGGCUAACCACCUAGCACCCCAGCCUCUCUCUAUGAGCUGCUAACCACCUAGCACCCCAGCCUCUCUCUAUGAGCUGCUAACCACCUAGCACCCCAGCCUCUCUCUAUGAGCUGCUAACCACCUAGCACCCCAGCCUCUCUCUAUGAGCUGCUAACCACCUAGCACCCCAGACUCUCUCGAUGAGCUGCUAACCACCUAGCACCCCAGACCCUCUCUAUGAGCUGCUAACCACCUAGUACCCCAGACUCUCUCUAUGAGCUGCUAACCACCUAGCACCCCAGACUCUCUCUAUGAGCUGCUAACCACCUAGCACCCCAGACCCUCUCUAUGAGCUGCUAACCACCUAGUACCCCAGACCCUCUCUAUGAGCUGCUAACCACCUAGCACCCCAGACCCUCUCUAUGAGCUGCUAACCACCUAGCACCCCAGACCCUCUCUAUGAGCUGCUAACCACCUAGCACCCCAUACCCACUCUAUGAGCUGCUAACCACCUAGCACCCCAGACCCUCUCUAUGAGCUGCUAACCACCUAGCACCCCAGACCCUCUCUAUGAGCUGCUAACCACCUAGCACCCCAGACCCACUCUAUGAGCUGCUAACCACCUAGCACCCCAGACCCUCUCUAUGAGCUGCUAACCACCUAGCACCCCAGACCCACUCUAUGAGCUGCUAACCACCUAGCACCCCAGACCCACUCUAUGAGCUGCUAACCACCUAGCACCCCAGCCUCUCUCUAUGAGCUACUAACCACCUAGCACCCCAGACCCUCUCUAUGAGCUGCUAACCACCUAGCACCCCAGACCCACUCUAUGAGCUGCUAACCACCUAGCACCCCAGACCCUCUCUAUGAGCUGCUAACCACCUAGCACCCCAGACCCACUCUAUGAGCUGCUAACCACCUAGCACCCCAGACCCUCUCUAUGAGCUGCUAACCACCUAGCACCCCAGACCCACUCUAUGAGCUGCUAACCACCUAGCACCCCAGACCCUCUCUAUGAGCUGCUAACCACCUAGCACCCCAGCCUCUCUCUAUGAGCUACUAACCACCUAGCACCCCAGACCCUCUCUAUGAGCUGCUAACCACCUAGCACCCCAGACCCACUCUAUGAGCUGCUAACCACCUAGCACCCCAGACCCUCUCUAUGAGCUGCUAACCACCUAGCACCCCAGACCCUCUCUGUGAGCUACUAACCACCUAGCACCCCAGACCCUCUCUAUGAGCUACUAACCACCUAGCACCCCAGACCCUCUCUAUGAUAGCAGGCUAAUGACAUGGCGUAUAGAACUGCAGCUGCAGCCACCAGAGGCGGUGCACGGCUCAGCUGUGUCUCAGGGUCAUGACCUGCGUUAGCAUGUGAAAAAUUACCCUGACGUCAUGCUUGUGUUUGUUGACAGUGGCUCUCGUUGCACACCGACCUGACGUGAAUAAUGUCUCCCACACCUCUCACUCUCACACACACAGUCAAUUAACAGUUGGAUGUUAAAGGUGGAUGUAUUCCUUUCCCCCCCCAAGGGUCCAGCAUCCCCGUAAGUUCUCCAAGUGCAGCAUCUCAGACUACAAGGAGUUCCUGCUGAAGGGCGGUGGAUCCUGUCUUUAUAACAGGCCAACCAAGGUGAGUAGGUCACGUUGUGGUCGUCGUACAAGCUGAACAUCAUAUAACCAGUAGUUCAGAGGACCGUUAUAACCCUCUGAUUCCGUUUGUUUCAGCAGCUGUUUGAAUCUACAGAGUGUGGGAAUGGAUACAUUGAGGUGGGAGAGGAGUGUGACUGCGGUGAUAAAGCAGUAAGUUACUAUUAAAUACUUGUUUAUUUACAUCUCAUUUAUAUGGUUCCAAUACAAGUGUCAGACCUGGUGGUGCCGUCUGGGUUGCAGGAGUGUUACAAGAAGGAGUGCUGCAAGAAGUGUUCCCUAGCUAAUGGUGCACAUUGUGCUGACGGACCUUGCUGCAACAAUACUUGUCUGGUAAGGGCUGUUUAGUCAGGUUGCUCACUAAUAAUCAGUAUGGCUUUUUAAUCAUUGUGUCAGGCUGCUCACUAAGAACCAGUAUGGCUUUUUAAUCACUGUGUCAGGUUGCUCACUAAGAAUCAGUAUGGCUUUUUAAUCAAUGUGUCAGGCUGCUCAAUAAGAACCAGUAUGGCUUUUUAAUCACUGUGUCAGGUUGCUCACUAAAAAUCAGUAUGGCAUUUUAAUCACUGUGUCAGGUUGCUCACUAAGAAUCAGUAUGGCGUUUUAAUCACCAGUAUGUUUUUUUGUUAGUGUUGCUUGAGAGACCUGAUAGAUUGGUACAGGAAAUCCCAGUCUCUUGUUCUCUCUCUCUAUGUCAGUUCUACCCACGCGGUUACAGUUGUCGCUAUGCGGUGAAUGACUGUGACAUCACAGAGACAUGCUCAGGAGACUCAGGCCAGGUGAGUUAGGCUCUAACCAUUCAUUUCUGAAAAAGGAUGAAAUGUUCAGCUGUGUUAAAAGGAAAUAUUUUCAUGUCGUUCAUUGUAGUGCCCUCCCAACCUCCACAAACAAGAUGGCUACCACUGUCAAGUCGACCAGGUGGGCAGCAUGAUCACUAAGCCACCACGACAUAUAUAAAUAAUAAUAUAUCUAUUCAGAUGAUGUGAAUUUAGAAAAGGAUUGUCACUAUAAACUUGCUUGAACAGAUAGGGAAUGAAUGAGUAUGCCCUGUGCUUCUACAUCUCCAUUGCUUGCUGUUUGGGGUUUUAGACUGGGCUUCUGUAUAAGCACUUUGUGACAUCUGCUGAUGUAUAAAAGGGCUUUAGAAAUAAAAUGUGAUUUGAUUUGAUUUUUGUAUCUUUAGGGGCGCUGCUACAGUGGAGAGUGCAAGACCCGAGGAAACCAGUGUAAAUACCUCUGGGGCCCAAGUGAGUUCACAAUCCCUCUUGCUUAAGUUGCUUUACUCAAUGCCAGUGCAGUGGCAAGAUAUGUAAUAAAAAAAAAGGCUGAGAAUCUGAGACUUGUACUUUAGUGAUAUUAGCUUGUUGUGAGGUGUAGGUCACCUUCCCUCUCUCCUCUCCUGUGUUAACUCCAUAUGCAGAGGCGGGAGGCGGUGAGAAGUUCUGCUAUGAGAAGCUUAACACAGAGGGAACUGAGAAGGGUAACUGUGGAAAGGAUGGGGAGAAGUGGCUCCAGUGCAGCAAGCAGUGAGUUCACCAUAAUACAAAAUAUACACCGGUGUACACUAGUCAUGCACUAUACCAGAACACAUACUAAUGUACUGCGGUACCUGUUCUACAUCCGUGACUGUCUCUGAUUCUCCCUCUGCAGCGAUGUGUUCUGUGGGUUCCUACUGUGCAGUAACAUUGGACGCAACCCCCGCAUCGGCAUGAUGAAGGGAGACGUCACUCCUACCUCCUUCAACCAUCAGGGCAGGCUGGUGGACUGCAGGUGGACACAACCUCCUCACCACACCUGUCAAUGCACAGAGACAACGUAAGGAUACUAACUCACCUCUAACCCAUAUCUAGUGGAGUCUCUGAUUAUAUAUAUCCUAGUAUACUCUCUACGAGCGCCUAUGUCUAGAUAUCGAGGCUUACUCUUCUCUAUCUGAUGGCUAUAUCUUGUCCUCGCUAUCCUUAUUCGUCUCUAUAUUAUCUCUAUGCUCUGCUUCUAUAUAUCUUAUCUCUAUGUAUCUCUCUCUUCCUCUCCUGUCUCUCUCUCUCUCCCUCCCUCCCUCCCUCCCUCCGUCUCUUUAUCUCUCUGGUCUCUCUCUCUUGUCUCUUCUCUGUCUCUCUGUCCCUCCCUCCCUCCCGCCCUCCCCUCCCUCCCUCCCUCCCUCCCUCCCUCCGUCCCUCUACAGUGGUGGCCAUGUUCUUUUGGACGAUGAGACUGACUUAGGCUACGUGGAGGACGGAACGCCCUGUGGGCCGUCCAUGAUGUGCCUUGACCACAAGUGUCUGCCCAUCCAGUCCCUCAACAUGAGUGCCUGCCCCAGUGGGCCCAACGGCCAGGUGUGCUCAUCCCACGGGGUGAGUCCAGGGGAGCUGCUUCACCCUCUAGGUUAGGGUUCUCCAACUGGUGGCCCGCGGGCCGAAUUUGGCCUAUGGUUGAAAAGAAAAAAAUAUAUAUUUCUAAAUAUUUUCUUUGUGGAAUUUUCAUUGUUGGACAUAAAAGAUUGUAAAAAAACAGCUCCAAUUGAUUUUAAUUUAAGAACUCUGUUCCCAAGUAUUCCCACGCAUAAUAGAGAGACACGACGUGAUCGUAUACAAAUGUAAGGUUUGAAAUGAUUAUGCUUUAGUCUGUUUGGGCUUCUUGCGGUCAAUGUGCAGUCUACAAAUGAUUUGUAAUUAUGUUCCUGCCCCCCGACCAUCUGCUACAGAAAGAAAUCGGCCCACGGCUGAAUCUAGUUGAUGAUCCCUGCUCUGGGUAUACCCAUAUAAAUAAUAAAAUAAUAUGCCAUUUAGCAGACGCUUUUAUCCAAAGCGACUUACAGUCAUGUGUGCAUACAUUUUUACGUAUGGGUGGUCCCGGGGAUCGAACCCACUACCCUGGCGUUACAAGCGCCAUGCUCUACCAAUUGAGCUACAGAGGACCACCCAUAUGAACCCAGCCCAUGACUGCAACCUUCAAGGCUCUGUUAUUAGCCAUAAGUGUCCACGAUGGCGUCUCCAAUGACACAGUGUCAGCAAGUGACGUAUUCACUGCAAUUUCAACAAUCGUGUAAAAUCCCCCAGCAUGCAGUAGCACUUGAGCCUGGGGACGAGUUUAACAAGUGUGAGGUGUUCAUUUGUCAUGGAGCACAGGUGAAUGAAUUCCUCCCUGCCGCCUCACUUCCGCCCUUUUGUCCCAACUGGCCAGGUGUGUAACAACGAGGCGACGUGCACCUGUGACCCCACCUGGGCGGGGACAGACUGCAGCAUGCCUGACCCCCCCAAGGAGCCCGCACCCACAGAAGAUGAAGGACCCAAGGGUUUGUUUCCAUCUCGUUUUCAGAACCUCUCCUCUCCAUGGUAGACUGACAUGCUUCCCUGAGUAGAAUCGUUCCAUUGACUUUUAGAUCACCUUUACGUCGUUAUUUUUCAAAUACCCUCUUCUGUCUGAAGAUCACAGCUACAUGUCACAGAACAUUUGUACAUGUCAAAGUGAAUGGUAGGUCAUUCAAGAUGGCGCUGGCUUUUAACUAGUGUGCCUUUUGACUGUUUUUCAUUUAUACAUGUUUUUUUAAAUCAUUUUUUAACUUUUAUUGCUGUUUUUAUUGUUUUUUGUUUGUUAUUUUAUGUCUGGUUUUAUUGCUCUUAUUGUUUUAUUGUUUUUUUUUAAAGUGCUAAUUGUAACAGCACUUUAAGCUGCUAUUGCUCGUAUGAAAGGUGCUAAACAAAUCAAUUUGAUUAUAAUCAUUAAUAUUAUUAUUAUUAUUAUGGAACAGGCACACAGAUACGUCUAAUGAUUCCCAGGAGAAUAGAGAAAGAUGUUCUAGUUGUGGCAUCUGAGAGAUCAUAUUGACAUCACCAUCAUCACAGAUAUAGACAUCAGGUUAGAGAGCAUAUUGACAUCACCAUCAUCACAGAUAUAGACAUCAGGUUAGAGAUCAUAUUGACAUCACCAUCAUCACAGAUAUAGACAUCAGGUUAGAGAUCAUAUUGACAUCACCAUCAUCACAGAUAUAGACAUCAGGUUAGAGAUCAUAUUGACAUCACCAUCAUCACAGAUAUAGACAUCAGGUUAGAGAUCAUAUUGACAUCACCAUCAUCACAGAUAUAGACAUCAGGUUAGAGAAGUCCGUGGAUUUCCCAGGGCAGGGUCCCCCAACUGGCGGCCCGCGGGUGGUUUUAUUUUGCCCACCAAGUUUUCUGAGGCCAAAUGUUCUUUUAAUAAAUGUUUUUUUUUUAGUUAAAAUUGUUGGACAUGUAAAAACACCAGGAAAUCAGUUCCAAUGUGGAGCGUGGCGACUAACAGGCUGAUAGGGGCAUUAGCAGGGAACAUUCUGUAGCGUGGCGACUAACAGGCUGAUAGAGGCAGUAGCAGGGAACAUUCUGUAGCCUGUGUGUGGCUGAGGGUCUCGUUACCAGGCCUGAGCCCGUGUGUGGCUGAGGGUCUCGUGAACUGGCCUGAGCCUUUGUGUGGCUGAGGGUCUAGUGAUCUGGCCUGAGCUUGUGUGUUGGCUGAGUGUCUCGUGACAGGGCCUGAGCCCGUGUGUGGCUGAGGGUCUCGUUACCAGGCCUGAGCCCGUUUGUGGCUGAGGGUCUCGUGAUCUGGCCUGAGCUCGUGUGUUGGCUGAGUGUCUCGUGACAGGGCCUGAGCCCGUGUGUGGCUGAGGGUGUCGUGACCGGGCCUGAGCCUGUGUGUGGCAGAGGGUCUAGUGACCCGGCCAUUAGCUCGUGUGUGGCUGAGGGUCUCGUGACAGGGCCUGAGCCCGUGUGUGGGUUGAGGUUCUCGUGACCCGGCCUGAGCCCAUGUGUGGCUGAGGUUCUCGUGACCCCGGACUGAGUCCAUGUGUCGGCUGAGGGUCUCGUGACCGGACUUGAGCCUGUGUGUGGCUGAGGGUCUAGUGACCCGGCCUGAGCCCGUGUGUGGGCCGAGGGUCUCGUGACCGGGCCUUAGCCUGUGUGUGGCUGAGGGUCUCGUGACAGGGCCUGAGCCCGUGUGUGGCUGAGGGUCUCGUGAACCGGCCUUAGUCCAUGUGUCGGCUGAGGGUCUCGUGACCCCGGACUGAGUCCAUGUGUCGGCUGAGGGUCUCGUGACCGGACUUGAGCCUGUGUGUGGCUGAGGGUCUAGUGACCCGGCCUGAGCCCGUGUGUGGGCCGAGGGUCUCGUGACCGGGCCUUAGCCUGUGUGUGGCUGAGGGUCUCAUGACAGGGCCAGAGCCCAUGUGUGGCUGAGGGUCUUGUGACCGGGCCUGAGCCCGUGUGUGGCUGAGGGUCUCGUGACCCGGCCUGAGUCCAUGUGUCAGCUGAGGGUCUAGUGACCGAACCUGAGCCCGUGUGUGGCUGAGGGUCUCGUGACCGGGCCUGAGCCCAUGUGUGGCUGAGGGUCUGGUGACCCGGCCUGAGCCCGUUUGUGGGCUGAGGGUCUCGUGACCGGGCCUGAACACGUGUGUGGCUGAGGGUCUCAUGACAGGGCCAGAGCCCAUGUGUGGCUGAGGGUCUUGUGACCGGGCCUGAGCCCGUGUGUGGCUGAGGGUCUAGUGACCCGGCCUGAUCCCGUGUGUGGGCUGAGGGUCUCGUGACCGGGCCUGAGCCCAUGUGUGGCUGAGGGUCUAGUGACCCGGCCUGAUCCCGUGUGUGGCUGAGGGUCUCGUAACAGGGCCUGAGCCCGUGUGAUUGGAUGUUUCAGUGUCAUGUGAUUGAUCGAUUGAUUCCCCUCUUCCCACCAUUUCCUGUUGUUCCCCCAUUAUUAUUAUUAGUCUCCCUCUUCUUAUUGUCCUUCUCUUCUUAUUAUUACUCCUUAUGUGGCUCCUCCUCUGAUCCUCUCCUUUUUGGGGCAUGGAGAGACCCCAGAGAUAGAGAUAGAGAUAGACCAUAGAGAUAGAGAUAGACCACAGAGAUAGAGAUAGUCCUCAGAGAUAGAGAUAGACCUCAGAGAUAGAGAUAUACAACAUAGAUAUAGAUAGACCUCAGAGAUAGAGAUAGACCUCAGAGAUAGAGAUAGACCUCAGAGAUAGAGAUAGUCCCCAGAGAUAGAGAUAGACCUCAGAGAUCGAAAUAGACUUCAGAGAUCGAAAUAUACCUCAGAGAUAGAGAUAGACCCCAGAGAUAGAGAUAUACCUCAGAGAUAGAGAUAGACCUCAGAGAUAGAGAUAGACCCCAGAGAUAGAGAUAGACCUCAGAGAUAGAGAUAGACCUCAGAGAUAGAGAUAGUCCCCAGAGAUAGAGAUAGACCUCAGAGAUCGAAAUAGACUUCAGAGAUAGAGAUAGACCUCAGAGAUAGAGAUAGACCCCAGAGAUAGAGAUAGACCUCAGAGAUAGAGAUAGACCUCAGAGAUAGAGAUAGUCCCCAGACAUAGAGAUAGACCUCAGAGAUCGAAAUAGACUUCAGAGAUAGAGAUAGACCUCAGAGAUAGAGAUAGACCCCAGAGAUAGAGAUAGACCUCAGAGAUAGAGAUAGUCCCCAGAGAUAGAGAUAGACCUCAGAGAUAGAGAUAGACUUCAGAGAUAGAGAUAGACCUCAGAGAUAGAGAUAGACCUCAGAGAUAGAGGUAGACCUCAGAGAUAGAGGUAGAGAUAGACCUCAUAGAUGGAGAUAGACUUCAGAGAUAGAGAUAGAUACCAGACAUGGAGAUAGAGAUAGAUCUCAGAGAUAGAGAUAGACCCCAUAGAUAUAGAUAGAUCCCAGAGAUAGAGAUAGAUACAAGACAUGGAGAUAGAGAUAGACUUCAGAGAUAGAGAUAGACCUCAGAGAUAGAGAUAGACCUCAGAGAUAGAGGUAGACCUCAGAGAUAGAGGUAGAGAUAGACCUCAUAGACGGAGAUAGACUUCAGAGAUAGAGAUAGAUACCAGACAUGGAGAUAGAGAUAGACCUCAGAGAUAGAGAUAGACCCCAUAGAUAUAGAUAGAUCCCAGAGAUAGAGAUAGAUACAAGACAUGGAGAUAGAGAUAUACCCCAGAGAUAGAGAUAGACCUCAGAGAUAGAGCCCAGAGAUAGAGAUAGACCCCAGAGAUAGAGAUAGACCUCAGAGAUAGACCCCAGAGAUAGAGAUAGACCUCAGGGAUAGUGAUUGACCUCAGAGAUAGAGAUAGAGAUCAGAGAUAGAGAAAGACCCCAGAGAUAGAGAUAGACCACAGAGAUAGACCCUAGAGAUAGAGAUAGAUAUCAGAGAUAGAGAUAGACCCCAGAGAUAGAGAUAGACCCCAGAGAUAGAGAUAUACCUCAGAGAGAGAGAUAGACCUCAGAGAUAGAGAUAGACCUCAGAGAUAGAGAUAGACCUCAGAGAUAGAGAUAGACCUCAGAGAUAGAGAUAGACACCAGAGAUAGAGAUAGAUAUCAGAGAUAGAGAUAGACCCCAGAGAUAGAGAUAGACCUCAGAGAUAGAGAUAGACCUCAGAGAUAAAGAUAGAUAUCAGAGAUAGAGAUAGACCCCAUAGAUAAAGAUAGAGAUAGACGCCAGAGAUAGAGGUAGACCUUAGAGAUAUACCCCAGAGAUAGAGAUAGACCUCAGAGAUAGCGAUAGACCCCAGAGAUAGAGAUAGACCCCAGAAAUAGAGAUAAACCUUAGAGAUAUACCCCAGAGAUAGAGAUAGACCUCAGAGAUAGAGAUAGACCUCAGAGAUAGAGAUAGAUACCAGACAUGGAGAUAGAGAUAGACCUCAGAGAUAGAGAUAGACCCCAGAGAUAGAGAUAGAUCCGAGAGAUAGAGAUAGAUACCAGACAUGGAGAUAGAGAUGGACCUCAGAGAUAGAGAUAGACCUCAGAGAUAGAGAUAGACCCCAGAGAUAGAGAUAGACCUCAGAGAUAGACCCCAGAUAUAGAGAUAGACCUCAGAGAUAGUGAUCGACCUCAGAGAUAGAGAUAGAGAUCAGAGAUAGAGAAAGACCCCAGAGAUAGAGAUAGACCACAGAGAUAGACCCCAGAGAUAGAGAUAGACCCCAGAGAUAGAGAUAGACCUCAGAGAUAAAUAUAGACCUCAGAGAUAGAGAUAGAUAUCAGAGAUAGAAAUAGACCUCAGAGAUAAAGAUAGAUAUCAGAGAUAGAGAUAGACCCCAUAGAUAAAGAUAGAGAUAGAUGCCAGAGAUAGAGGUAGACCUUAGAGAUAUACCCCAGAGAUAGAGAUAGACCCCAGAGAUAGAGAUAGACCCCAGAGAUAGAGAUAGACCUCAGAGAUAGAGAUAUACCUCAGAGAUAGAGAUAGACCCCAUAGAUAGAGAUGAACCUCAGAGAUAGAGAUAGACCUCAGAUAUAGAGAUAGACCUCAGAGAUAGAGAUAGAUACCAGACAUGGAGAUAGAGAUAGACCUCAGAGAUAGAGAUAGACCCCAGAGAUAGAGAUAGAUCCGAGAGAUAGAGAUAGAUACCAGACAUGGAGAUAGAGAUGGACCUCAGAGAUAGAGAUAGACCUCAGAGAUAGAGAUAGACCCCAGAGAUAGAGAUAGACCUCAGAGAUAGACCCCAGAUAUAGAGAUAGACCUCAAAGAUAGUGAUCGACCUCAGAGAUAAAGAUAGAGAUCAGAGAUAGAGAAAGACCCCAGAGAUAGAGAUAGACCACAGAGAUAGACCCCAGAGAUAGAGAUAGACCCCAGAGAUAGAGAUAGACCUCAGAGAUAGAUAUAGACCUCAGAGAUAGAGAUAGAUAUCAGAGAUAGAAAUAGACCUCAGAGAUAAAGAUAGAUAUCAGAGAUAGAGAUAGACCCCAUAGAUAAAGAUAGAGAUAGAUGCCAGAGAUAGAGGUAGACCUUAGAGAUAUACCCCAGAGAUAGAGAUAGACCCCAGAGAUAGAGAUAGACCCCAGAGAUAGAGAUAGACCUCAGAGAUAGAGAUAUACCUCAGAGAUAGAGAUAGACCCCAUAGAUAGAGAUGAACCUCAGAGAUAGAGAUAGACCUCAGAUAUAGAGAUAGACCUCAGAGAUAGAGAUAGAUACCAGACAUGGAGAUAGAGAUAGACCUCAGAGAUAGAGAUAGACCCCAGAGAUAGAGAUAGAUCCGAGAGAUAGAGAUAGAUACCAGACAUGGAGAUAGAGAUGGACCUCAGAGAUAGAGAUAGACCUCAGAGAUAGAGAUAGACCCCAGAGAUAGAGAUAGACCUCAGAGAUAGACCCCAGAUAUAGAGAUAGACCUCAGAGAUAGUGAUCGACCUCAGAGAUAGAGAUAGAGAUCAGAGAUAGAGAAAGACCCCAGAGAUAGAGAUAGACCACAGAGAUAGACCCCAGAGAUAGAGAUAGACCCCAGAGAUAGAGAUAGACCUCAGAGAUAGAUAUAGACCUCAGAGAUAGAGAUAGAUAUCAGAGAUAGAAAUAGACCUCAGAGAUAAAGAUAGAUAUCAGAGAUAGAGAUAGACCCCAUAGAUGAAGAUAGAGAUAGAUGCCAGAGAUAGAGGUAGACCUUAGAGAUAUACCCCAGAGAUAGAGAUAGACCCCAGAGAUAGAGAUAGACCUCAGAGAUAGAGAUAUACCUCAGAGAUAGAGAUAGACCCCAUAGAUAGAGAUGAACCUCAGAGAUAGAGAUAGACCUCAUAUAUAGAGAUAGACCUCAGAGAUAGAGAUACACCUCAGAGAUAGAGAUAGACUUCAGAGAUAGAGAUAGACCUCAGAGAUAGAGAUAGACACCAGAGAUAGAGAUAGAUAUCAGGGAUAGAGAUAGACCCCAGAGAAAGAGAUAGAUAUCAGAGAUAGAGAUAGACCCCAGAGAUAGAGAUAGACCUCAGAGAUAGAGAUAGACCUCAGAGAUAAAGAUAGAUAUCAGAGAUAGAGAUAGACCCCAUAGAUAAAGAUAGAGAUAGACGCCAGAGAUAGAGGUAGACCUUAGAGAUAUACCCCAGAGAUAGAGAUAGACCUCAGAGAUAGAGAUAGACCCCAGAGAUAGAGAUAGACCACAGAAAUAGACAUAAACCUUAGAGAUAUACCCCAGAGAUAGAGAUAGACCUCAGAGAUAGAGAUAGACCUCAGAGAUAGAGAUAGAUACCAGACAUGGAGAUAGAGAUAGACCUCAGAGAUAGAGAUAGACCUCAGAGAUAGAGAUAGAUCCGAGAGAUAGAGAUAGAUACCAGACAUGGAGAUAGAGAUGGACCUCAGAGAUAGAGAUAGACCUCAGAGAUAGAGAUAGACCCCAGAGAUAGAGAUAGACCUCAGAGAUAGACCCCAGAUAUAGAGAUAGACCUCAGAGAUAGUGAUCGACCUCAGAGAUAGAGAUAGAGAUCAGAGAUAGAGAAAGACCCCAGAGAUAGAGAUAGACCACAGAGAUAGACCCCAGAGAUAGAGAUAGACCCCAGAGAUAGAGAUAGACCUCAGAGAUAGAUAUAGACCUCAGAGAUAGAGAUAGAUAUCAGAGAUAGAAAUAGACCUCAGAGAUAAAGAUAGAUAUUUAGAUAGAGAUAGACCCCAUAGAUAAAGAUAGAGAUAGAUGCCAGAGAUAGAGGUAGACCUUAGAGAUAUACCUCAGAGAUAGAGAUAUACCUCAGAGAUAGAGAUAGACCCCAGAGAUAGAGAUAGACCCCAGAGAUAGAGAUAAACCUUAGAGAUAUACCCCAGAGAUAGAGAUAGACCUCAGAGAUAGAGAUAGACCCCAGAGAUAGAGAUAGACCUCAGAGAUAGAGAUAUACCUCAGAGAUAGAGAUAGACCCCAUAGAUAGAGAUGAACCUCAGAGAUAGAGAUAGACCUCAGAUAUAGAGAUAGACCUCAGAGAUAGAGAUACACCUCAGAGAUAGAGAUAGACUUCAGAGAUAGAGAUAGAACUCAGAGAUAGAGAUAGACACCAGAGAUAGAGAUAGAUAUCAGGGAUAGAGAUAGACCCCAGAGAAAGAGAUAGACCUCAGAGAUAGAGAUAGACCUCAGAGAUAAAGAUAGAUUUCAGAGAUAGAGAUAGACCCCAUAGAUAAAGAUAGAGAUAGACGCCAGAGAUAGAGGUAGACCUUAGAGAUAUACCCCAGAGAUAGAGAUAGACCUCAGAGAUAGAGAUAGACCCCAGAGAUAGAGAUAGACCCCAGAGAUAGAGAUACACCUUAGAGAUAUACCCCAGAGAUAGAGAUAGACCUCAGAGAUAGAGAUAGACCUCAGAGAUAGAGAUAGAUACCACACAUGGAGAUAGAGAAAUACCUCAGAGAUAGAGAUAGACCCCAGAGAUAGAGAUAAACCUUAGAGAUAUACCCCAGAGAUAGAGAAAGACCUCAGAGAUAGAGAUAGACCCCAGAGAUAGAGAUAGACCUCAGAGAUAGAGAUAUACCUCAGAGAUAGAGAUAGACCCCAUAGAUAGAGAUGAACCUCAGAGAUAGAGAUACACCUCAGAGAUAGAGAUAUACUUUAGAGAUAGAGAUAGACCUCAGAGAUAGAGAUAGACCCCAGAGAUAGAGAUAGACCCCAGAGAUAGAGAUAAACCUUAGAGAUAUACCCCAGAGAUAGAGAUAGACCUCAGAGAUAGAGAUAGACCUCAGAGAUAGAGAUAGACCUCAGAGAUAGAGAUAGACCCCAGAGAUAGAGAUAGACCCCAGAGAUAGAGAUACACCUUAGAGAUAUACCCCAGAGAUAGAGAUAGACCUCAGAGAUAGAGAUAGACCUCAGAGAUAGAGAUAGAUACCACACAUGGAGAUAGAGAAAUACCUCAGAGAUAGAGAUAGACCCCAGAGAUAGAGAUAAACCUUAGAGAUAUACCCCAGAGAUAGAGAAAGACCUCAGAGAUAGAGAUAGACCCCAGAGAUAGAGAUAGACCUCAGAGAUAGAGAUAUACCUCAGAGAUAGAGAUAGACCCCAUAGAUAGAGAUGAACCUCAGAGAUAGAGAUACACCUCAGAGAUAGAGAUAUACUUUAGAGAUAGAGAUAGACCUCAGAGAUAGAGAUAGACCCCAGAGAUAGAGAUAGACCCCAGAGAUAGAGAUAAACCUUAGAGAUAUACCCCAGAGAUAGAGAUAGACCUCAGAGAUAGAGAUAGACCUCAGAGAUAGAGAUAGACCUCAGAGAUAGAGAUGAACCUCAGAGAUAGAGAUAGACUUCAGAGAUAGAGAUAGACCUCAGAGAUAGAGAUAGACCCCAGAGAUAGAGAUAUACCUUAGAGAUAUACCCCAGAGAUAGAGAUAUACCUCAGAGAUAGAGAUAGACCCCAGAGAUAGAGAUAACCCUUAGAGAUAUACCCCAGAGAUAGAGAUACACCUUAGAGAUAUACCCCAGAGAUAGAGAUAGACCUCAGAGAUAGAGAUAGACCCCAGAGAUAGAGAUAGACCCCAGAGAUAGAGAUGGACCUCAGAGAUAGAGAUAGACCCCAGAGAUAGACAUCAGAGAUAGAGAAAGAUACCAGAGAUAGAGAUAAACCCCAGAGAUAGAGAUAGAUACCAGACAUGGAGAUAGAGAUGGACCUCAGAGAUAGAGAUAGACCCCAGAGAUAGAGAUAGACCUCAGAGAUAGAGAUAGUUCCCAGAGAUAGAGAUAGACCCCAGAGAUAGAGAUAGACCUCAGAGAUAGAGAUAGACCUCAGAGAUAGAGAUAGACCCCAGAGAUAGACAUCAGAGAUAGAGAAAGAUACCAGAGAUAGAGAUAAACCCCAGAGAUAGAGAUAGAUACCAGACAUGGAGAUAGAGAUGGACCUCGGAGAUAGAGAUAGACCCCAGAGAUAGAGAUAGACCUCAGAGAUAGAGAUAGUUCCCAGAGAUAGAGAUAGACCCCAGAGAUAGAGAUAGACCCCAGAGAUAGAGAUAGACAUCAGAGAUAGAGAUAGACAUCAGAGAUAGAGAAAGACCCCAGAGAUAGAGAUAGCCUCAGAGAUAGAGAUAGUUCCCAGAGAUAGAGAUAACCCUUAGAGAUAUACCCCAGAGAUAGAGAUAUACCCCAGAGAUAGAGAUACACCUUAGACAUUUGAAACCCCACCUCUUUAAGGAAUACCUGGGAUAGGAUAAAGUAAUCCUUCUACCCCCCCCCCUAAAAAAAAAUAAUUGUAAAGUGGUUAUCCCACUGGCUAUAGGGUGAAUGCACCAACUUUUAAGUCGCUCUGGAUAAGAGCGUCUGCUAAAUGACGUAAAUGUAAAUGUAAUAUACCCCAGAGAUAGAGAUAGACCUCAGAGAUAGAGAUAGACCUCAGAGAUAGAGAUAUACCCCAGAGAUAGAGAUAGACCCCAGAGAUAGAGAUAGACCUCAGAGAUAGAGAUAGACCACAGAGAUAGAGAUAGACCCCAGAGAUAGAGAUAGACCCCAGAGAUAGAGAUAGACCCCAGAGAUAGAGAUAACCCUUAGAGAUAUACCCCAGAGAUAGAGAUAGACCCCAGAGAUAGAGAUAGACCUCAGAGAUAGAGAUAGACCUCAGAGAUAAAGAUAGACCCCAGAGAUAGAGAUAGACCCCAGAGAUAGAGAUAACCCUUAGAGAUAUACCCCAGAGAUAGAGAUAUACCCCAGAGAUAGAGAUACACCUUAGAGAUAGACCCCAGAGAUAGAGAUAGACCUCAGAGAUAGAGAUACACCUUAGAGAUAGACCCCAGAGAUAGAGAUAUACCUCAGAGAUAGAGAUAGACCCCAGAGAUAGAGAUAGACCCCAGAGAUAGAGAUAGACCCCAGAGAUAGAGAUAGACCCCAGAGAUAGAGAUAACCCUUAGAGAUAUACCUCAGAGAUAGAGAUAGACCCCAGAGAUAGAGAUAGACCUCAGAGAUAGAGAUAGACCCCAGAGAUAGAGAUAGACCCCAGAGAUAGAGAUAACCCUUAGAGAUAUACCCCAGAGAUAGAGAUAUACCCCAGAGAUAGAGAUACACCUUAGAGAUAGACCCCAGAGAUAGAGAUAGACCUCAGAGAUAGAGAUACACCUUAGAGAUAGACCCCAGAGAUAGAGAUAUACCCCAGAGAUAGAGAUAACCCUUAGAGAUAGACCCCAGAGAUAGAGAUAUACCCCAGAGAUAGAGAUACACCUUAGAGAUAGACCCCAGAGAUAGAGAUAGACCUCAGAGAUAGAGAUAACCCUUAGAGAUAUACCCCAGAGAUAGAGAUAUACCCCAGAGAUAGAGAUACACCUUAGAGAUAGACCCCAGAGAUAGAGAUAUACCCCAGAGAUAGAGAUACACCUUAGAGAUAGACCCCAGAGAUAGAGAUAGACCUCAGAGAUAGAGAUAACCCUUAGAGAUAUACCCCAGAGAUAGAGAUAUACCCCAGAGAUAGAGAUACACCUUAGAGAUAGACCCCAGAGAUAGAGAUAUACCCCAGAGAUAGAGAUACACCUUAGAGAUAGACCCCAGAGAUAGAGAUAGACCUCAGAGAUAGAGAUACACCUUAGAGAUAGACCCCAGAGAUAGAGAUAUACCCCAGAGAUAGAGAUACACCUUAGAGAUAGAGAUAUACCCCAGAGAUAGAGAUAGAUACCAGACGUAGUGGUCUCAGUCUUUCUAUAACCUCUUACAGUACCUCCACCUGUACGCAAUAGGGCCCCUGAAAUUUAGACUUGACCUUUGACUUUACAAGCAAAGUGCUACAUCACAUACGAUUCACAAUCGCUACUACCACGGUAACAUAUAGUAGAAGGUCCUGAUAAGCAUGCAAAAAUAUACCAUACGUGAGGCGCUCAUGUCUUUCUCCCCCCCGUAACCCUUCGCAGGUCCUAGCGCCACCAAUCUUAUAAUAGGUUCCAUCGCCGGAGCCAUCCUGGUGGCUGCCAUAGUGCUGGGGGGGACCGGAUGGGGCUUUAAGUAA